Messenger RNA from Amphiprion ocellaris (clown anemonefish), 5948 nucleotides. RefSeq names its product coiled-coil domain containing 30 (gene ccdc30). The record is from RefSeq and is a predicted model, not a curated record. The coding region runs from base 304 to 4041 and encodes 1245 amino acids. Lineage: Eukaryota; Metazoa; Chordata; Actinopteri; Pomacentridae. The transcript is spliced from 28 exons.
UGUAUCCUGAAUGGUACAGUCCGUUGCCUAGGCGCCAGUAGAAGCCAAUUCUCUCCGCCACGCCUGUCCUCGGCACUUGGCAUUCUUGUCCCUGUUCCCCUUUGAAAGCAAAACUCAAGGACUGUUGUCACGGAUGGAUUACAACAACAAUGGGAGAGAUGAAGUUUGAGGAUCUGCAGAUCUGUAACGUGUUAUUGCAAACCGACUUGCUUUCUGUUGGGUGCCAUGUAGACAGAACUGCAGUUUGGGAUCAGGAUAUUCACCACUGAGGAAUAAGUAACAGAUGCACUUUCACCAAACUAAAUGAAAAUGGAUCACGAAGAGGCGUGGACGGAGCUGGACCAGAUUUCUAUGCGUCUUCAGGAGGAUGGUUUGCCUCCAGCUGCCGGUGCGGAGGAGAGGCAGCGCCACCUGUGGCAGCAGCUGCUCAUCAGCGAAGCAAAGCUUCAGUCGGCCACCCAGGAGCUGCAAACCCUACGGCUGCAGCAGGCCAAUGAGAUGAAGGAGGUGGAGAGCUAUGUUGCACAUGUUCGUGGGCUGCUGGAGGAGCGUGAGUGUCUGACUGCAGACUAUGAGCGAGACAAUGAACACUUGCGACAUGAACUUCACCAGAUCAGACACCAACAAGAGAACCAGAGCAAGGAGCUGGCAGAGAUGCUGGCUAAGGAGGAUCUCGGGGAGAUGGGCCUGAGCAGCCCCAGUGAGCAGGUGGCUUACUUGCUGGUGGAGAGAGUCACGCUGCUGGAGAGGCUGGAGGCUGCUGAGAGGAGGCUGGAAAGUCAGAGUCUCAGUGGCAGCUUCAAGGAGGUUCACCACCAGGAGCAUAUUGGCAACAAGAUGGUGCAGGACCUAAAGCAGCAGAGGGAGGAUAUACAGAAGACCAUAGAUAGCAUGACGAAGCAGUGUUCAUCCCAGAGUUCUUGGAAGAAGCUGUUUGGCCUGCGCAGGUCUGGUCAGAGCAAACACAAUAUUACCCCUGCCUACAGCGAGGAGAUCUCCCAAGAGCGAAAUGAGCGGCAGCGGCUGGAACGGGACCUGGAGGAGGCGUCUAGGAGGCUGACGAUGGCUCAUCAGGACAUCCGCAGACUCACCAAUGAGCUGGAUGCUGCCAAAAACAACAACGUUGACCCAAAUGGAUCUGAGCUUCAGGGAACAGUCCAAGAAGUAGAGAACCUGAGGAAGGAAGUGGACAAACUGAAACACUGUGAUAUGAUGAAGUUGCAGCGAGCCAAAGAGCAAAACGACCGACUAGACGCUGAGAACAGAGCUCUGAGGGAGAGAGUGCGCAUUAUAGAGUCCGAGAAGAAACAUCUCAGGGACCAGAUGACAGUAAAUGAUGCGGCCAGAGAGGAUCAAAAGGACAUUGGUGGUGAACCUCAGAGCAACAUGUCUGCCCUGUCAACUCAAGAAAAGGAUCACAUUCACAAACGGUGUCAGGAGGCGGUGGAAGAUGGGCUCGUUCAGGUCCGGGAGCUGCAACGGCAACUCCAGAGGCUCCGCCAAGGACAGGAAGAGCUGGAGGAGAGGAACGAGGAGCUGGAGGCCCUGCUGGGGGAGGCUCAGAAUGCCAGCAAGGAGGAGAGGCAUCGCCAUGAGGGAGAACUGGAAGGACUGCACAGGAGGAUCAAAAGCCUGGAGGCAGAGCUAAAGAAGCAGGAUGCCCAAGAAAAAAUGUUGAAGAAUGGAGAGGAAGUCAAAACCACCGAGUCCUACCUACAGCUGCACCUGAGAGAUGGCAGCCAGGAGAGACUGGCUCUGCUUGAGGCUCGUCUGACUGAGGAGAAAGACUGGAGGAAACAGCUGGAGUUGGACCUCAGUGCUGCUCAGGCAGCCCUUAAAAAAGAUAAAGAGGCUUUGCAGAUAGGUGAGAAAGAGCUAAAGAAGCUGAGACUUGAGGUGAACAGUCUUCAGACAGAAUGCCAACAGGGGAAAACACUCAUCAAGAGCCUCACCCAAGUCAAAGGGGAAAAAGCAGUUCUGGAGGAAAAGGUGGCCCAGAUGGAGCGUGCCCACAGCAGACUCCAGAACGAGCUGGAGCGCUACAAGGACAGUAGCCAAACCCUGGAGGACCUGAGGGACAACAGGCUUCAGGUGGACCAGCUGCAGGAGCAGGUUGACCGGCUGACAGCUGAACUCGGCCGCCUCCAAACGGCCCACGAUACACUAAGGGAUGAGACGUCCUCUGAGCGGCUACAGACCGCUGAGCUCCAGGCCAAGCUGAGCUCCAGUGUUCAGGAGAAGCUGGCGGCUGAGGGAGACAGAGAGCGACUGGAGCUGGAGAUACAGCACCUCAAUAAGCAGCUCCAGUGGCAUCAAGAGCAGCAAUCCUUCACAAAGGAAGCACUUAGUAGCAGCCAGAAGCCUGAACUCCACGCAGCUCACGUAGAAUCUAGACUCAGUCCAGCGGAGAAAAUGAAAGAUGAGAGCUUUGGUCAGGAGGAGCUGAAUCGUCUGCAGAUGAAGCUCGGGGAGGAGCGGCAGCUGGCCUCUCAGCACCAAAUGGCCCUUCAGGCUCAGGUCAAUGAAGCCCAGGCACGCAUCAAGUCCCAAGACUCAGUGCUGAGCCAGAAGGCAGAGGAGGCCAAACAGAUGAAGCAGGACCUGCAGAGGGCCCAGAGCCUGUUUACCUCAGCAGAGAGAGAGCUGCGCUACGAGAAGGAGAAGAGCAUGGACCUGAAGCGACACAAUACUCUGCUGGACCAGGAAAAGCUCAAGCUUUGUGCAGAAGUGAAACAGGUACAAAACAAGCUGGUCCAGGUGGAGCAGAAAGUUCAGACUCAGGAGGCUGAAUGUGAACGUCAGCAGCACAAAAUCAGAGAGCUGGAGCUGGAGCUGGCACGCAGCUGCACAAACCGCAGCGCCACCACCAGUCUGCAGGAGGACCUACAGGCCGAGAGGACACGGCUCAUUGCUGCUGACAAGAAGGUGUUGGAGCUGCAGCAGCAGCUGAAGAGUGCACAGCACCAGCUGCGUGUGGAGGAAGCUCGGGCCGGCGAGAGCAGCCGCCUGGAGAGGGACAGCAGGGAUCUGUCUGACACCCUGUCAGCCCUGAGAGCCCAGCAGCAGGAGGAGCACAUCACCAGGAAGCUGUUGGAGCAGCGUGAGGAGGAGCUGCAGCAGCUGGUGCGAUCCCUGAGGCUGAAGGAGGCUUCACUGACCAGGGCGAACACAGAGCUCAGCCACCGUGUUCAGCAGCUGGAAACCCGUCUGUCCAUCCUGGAAACUGAGCUCCGCAAAGCCAGAGAGGAGGCUAAAGACAGCCAGAAGUCCAGCCACAGACUGCAGGAGGGGCUGGUGGCCUGUCAGCAGGAGAGUGAAAGACUGCAGGGGGAGCUGCAACAGGUUCUCCUCCAAUGUGAUGCGCAUGUCAGGAAGUACAAUGAAAAGCAGAGCCAGCACAAGACCAAGCUCCGUCAGGCCAAACAGCUGUUUCUAAAGGCGACGGCUCAGAGGGAUUGCACCAUCCAGAAACUGGAGAACGACCUGCUGCUGGCCUCCAGCCUCUCACACAAGGAGAAGGAGAGGAUUCAUACGGUGAUGGAGGAAAAUGAGAAGCUUUUGGAAGAGAAGAGGGAACUGUUGCAUAAAAUAAGCGAGGCAGAGGAAAUGGGCAGUAAAGGCAUGAGGACCGCCUCGACAGUCCAACACAGGGUCAACGUGUUAGAGGUGGAAAACAGACAACUGCAGGACCGAACUCUGAAGCUCUCCAAUCAAGUCAGUUCCUUAGAGCGCGCCUUGAGGAACGUCCAGUCGUUCUACAGCCUGGAGAAUGCCAAAAAAGUGCUGCCCUCUGACAGUCGCUCGGUCGGCGUCCUCCAUACGUCUGCGCUAAGUCUGACAGCAGGCUCCUGUGACCCGCUGGAUAUCUUGGACGCAAUCUGCCGUGCGAAGGGCGACCGUGUGGCGGGGGACGGCACCCGGGCGUCUUUCUCCACACACCAGCCACCAGAGCAGGGAUACCUGAACCUCACUUCACCGCUGCUUCCUCCAGCCUCCACCACAGGCACAGAGGACAGCUCUAAUACCACUGAGCAGGUAUGAGGAGGCUCUGUUUGAAACACCUAGAGAAGAUCAGUGCUGCAAGUAUUAAGUAGCACUAAAGCAGCCACCGUUUCAGACAGAAAUCUGAAUAAAAUAAUGAAAGAAUAUGUAGAAUGCAAAUAAAAACAGUAAUAAUGAAAGGGAGCUUCCACUCCAGUUCUGCUCAGGGUAACAGUAUUGUGAUCCAAGUCCAAACAGAGUGAAAAGAAAAAGCCUGUGUGAGUGUCAAUCAUUCUUUAUUACAUAUUUUUAAGAAAAUAGGACGUAAUGGGAGAUUUGAAGCCAAACACGUGGUACAAUCUUGUGUUACCUGCUGAGGGACUCGGCCAGUUGUUUGCAUCAGCAGCAAAGCAGAUCAGAACGAUUGAAAGCCUCGUAUUGACUCAUGGGAACGACUGUUAUGGUGUUUAUAUAUACAUACAUGGAAAAAAUGAUUAGACCACCUUUGUUUUCUUCAAUUUCUUGUUCAUUUUAACGCCUGGUACCACUAAAGUUAAGUUUGUUUGGACAAAUACAACGAUAACAGCAAAAAUAGCUCAUAAAAAUUUAAUUUCAGAGCUGAUAUCAGACAUUUUCCAUGGUUUUCUUGAUAAUAACCAAAAUCACUUCAGUUCUUCCAUCAGUAUCUAUGGCAUUGUUCUUCCAAAAACAGCUUUCAGGAUUCCAUGGUUUCUUUUGUCUGUUUUAGUCACAUGAUCCACACAGGAGUUCGUACUGAUUCAUAACCAUUGUUUCUGAUGACUGCAGUCAUGCAUCUUGGCGUUAUGUGAGAGCUGACAACUUCUGAAUUGUGCUACAGCUUGAAUGUCAGCAGGAAACCACUCUAGACCUUUGCAUGUGUUGCUGAUGACAUGAAAUGUCCUCUUAUAGGCCCUGGAAUACAAUGAAGCUGAAGCAGGUCAGAUUGGACAUGAAGUAUUAUGGAAUCAGCUCCAUUUUUUUUCGUGAUCCUUGUAUUCUACAGGUAAUGUACCUUUAGUGGUACCAGGCAUUAAAAUGAACAAGACAUUGAAGAAAACAAGGGUGGUCUAAUCAUUUUUUCCAUGACUGUAUAUCUAUAUAUAUAAAGCUGCAGGAUAAUACGAUGCACUUCACGCUAGUGCAGUGAAUGUCAGAAACACAUUUCGUGAGGAAUAUUUGUACGAGACUUUAUAAACUAAGCACUUUAUAUUAAAUUUUACUUGUGUUUACAUUUUGGAAAACUGUAGCAGUGGAAUGCAAUAGUGGGAUAUUAUUGGAUUCCUUUUUUACCCUGUUAAAUUCAACGUUGGCAGCGUUUGGAUGCCUAAAAAUGCCUACGGUGUUGUAUAUUUAUGGUUUUACUGUGUCAAAAAGUCUUCAAGCAUGUCAGUGUUUUUACUAAGUUACAUAUUCAUACUGACAUCCUAUAUAACAUGGAUCAUUUUGUGCAGACUGUGUGGUGUAUCGCUGGUAAACAUGGGGCUCCACUUCAAAAUAGGUCACAAUUAUAGCUUGAUAGAUGCAGCCAUUCCAGUAUUUGCAAUGUGCACCUUUAGUUUUAGUAAAAAAAAUCCAGAGAAACCACAGAAUUUCACGUUUUUGGCCUAUUUUGAAUUUCUAGUCAACCUCAUAGCUUUCUUCCAGGGACUCAGAAACUAAUUCUACUUUAGCCACAUGUGUACUUUGUUCAUGGCAUUAAAUAUUAUUUUGUACCAUCAUAGUUCUAUACAGUGGGAGCGUUUGUCUUCAAUGUGCCUGAGAUGAUGAAGUGUUUAACUUUAUCUUGCUGCUGCGUGAACACGUCUAAUAACAAAAGCCUUUUUGAGAAAGACACAAAAACCGAGGUGAACUCGAUAAGAAACUUUUGUUGUAUUUGUACGGAUCCAUUUUAUAAAAGCAAAACUAUUUUUUUUUAAUAAAUAAAAGCUGAUAAAUAACAAAUACAA